AUGUUGUACAAAAGUAUUCUAUAUUUUGUUCAAAAAGGUGCAAAAUCUCGUCAACUUCAUCAUAUGCCAAAGGCACCGUUACCUGGGGAACCUGCAAAACCGUGUACACUUACUGAAAUACCUGGACCAAAGUCGGAAGCUCUUCUCAAUGAAUUUUCCAAAAUUCAGCAAGUAGAUAUUCAAUAUUUCGGAGAUUACCAAAGAUCUAUUGGAAAUUACUUAGCAGAUAUUGAUGGAAAUGUUUUCUUAGAUAUGUUUAUGCAAGUGUCCACACUUGCUCUUGGAUAUAACCAUAGAUCAAUCCUUGGUGUAUUAUCUUGUGGAGGAAAUCAAAGAGUAAUAGCAAAUAGGCCUGCAUUGGGAUUAUUCCCUGGUUUAGAGUGGCCACGUAAAAUACAGAAUACAUUGCUUCAACCAUGUGUAGCUCCAAAAGGAUUACCAUGUGUUUUUACAGCCAUGUGCGCUGCUUGUUCUACUGAGCAUGCUAUACAAAUGGCAUUCAUAAAAUAUGCGGAAAAACGUCGAUGUGGCAAGGAUUUUACAGAUGAAGAAAAAAAAAGUGCACUCUUUAAUAAACCACCUGGUUGUCCUAAAUUGUCUAUCCUUUCUUUUGAAGGAGGAUUUCAUGGUAGAACGUUUGGCGCAUUGGCACUAUCACAUUAUAGAUAUAUAACGAAAGUUGAUGUACCUUCUCUUCCAUGGCCAAUUGCACCUUAUCCACAUUAUUUAUAUCCACUGAAUCAAUAUGAAAAAGAAAAUAAACAAGAAGAUGUUCGAUGCUUGGAACAAGUAGAGGAGUUAAUAGAACAAUAUGAAAAGACAAUGCCAGUUGCUGGUAUCAUAGUUGAAGCAAUACAAUGUGAAGGAGGAGAUAGACAUGCUUCUCCAGAUUUUUUUCUACAGUUACAAGAGAUUUGUAAAAAAAGAUCUAUUCCUUUAAUACUGGAUGAGAUACAAACAGGUGGUGGUGCAACUGGAAGAAUAUGGGCACAUGAAUAUUUUGAAUUAAAUAUUCCUCCUGAUAUUGUUACCUUUAGUUACAAAAUGCAAGCUAGUGGAUUUUAUCAUUCUCCUGAAUAUAUGCCUAAGCAACCAUGUAGAGUUUUUAAUGUAUGGAUGGGGGAUCCAAUUAAAAUUUUAUUGUUAGAGGCAGUAUUAAAAACCAUCGAAGCAGAAGAUUUAUUAACUCAUGUAUGUUACGUUGGCAAUUAUUUGCUUUGUCAACUGAAUACGUUACAGCAUGAAUUUUCGGAUCUUAUAAGUUCCGUGCGAGGCAGAGGUUUUAUCAUUGCGUUUGACACGCCAUGCAAAGAUACGAGAAGUAAAUUAAUGUAUCUCUUACGUACUAAAGGUGUACAAGUGAGUGGCAAUGGAACAAAAACAAUUAGACUAAGACCAUGCCUUAUAUUCGGAGAAUAUCAUGCUGAUAUCUUCUUAGAAAUUCUUCGUGAUUGCUUGCAAGAACUUGCUGAGAACUGAUACACAUAUUUGUAAAUUAUAUUUUACUUACUAUUUACAUUUGUUAAAUAUAUAUAUAUUUCAGUAUAAAAAUAUACGCUUUAUAAUUGACAACGUACAUAUGUAACUACAGUCCAAUAGCGCGUUAACUUUCGUUAGAUUAUAAUCAAGAUUCAAAUAUCGCGGUUGUAGCCGUAUUACCGAUCAAGGACCAAAGUUUUGCCUGGUACAAAGGAGAUCGAUAUCAGCAUGGCGGUAAAGGAGCGGCUCCAUUCAGCGUGAUUGAGAAUCAAGAUUAUUAUGGCUCAGAUUUUGCAUUACAUAACGGGAAAGUGCAUUUCCAUCGAAGUGCAUUUUUCGCGACGCUUAGUAGCGUCCUGAACGACUGUAAGAAUAGAACGAGAAACACGACGUUGAACUUGCCGUUGUGACUGGGGAAAAAAAAAAGGAAACGAGAAGGAAAGGGUUUGACGUUACAAUCGACAAUCGCAUCCGAAGUUCUCAGCCCCGGCACGUUGAAACGCGUAAACAAUCACCAUGGCAAAGUACGAGGAUAUUGCGUAACGCUAGCUUUAUCUAAUUAUAGCAGCGUAGAAAGUGCAUCUUUAAUUCAAUGAUAAUGCUUUGUUUACUAUACUAUGCUCUGUAAACUCUGUUACUGUUACGCUUGAUACAUCGACUCAU
Molecule: messenger RNA, 2142 nt
Organism: Frieseomelitta varia
Lineage: Eukaryota; Metazoa; Arthropoda; Insecta; Hymenoptera; Apidae
Product: 4-aminobutyrate aminotransferase, mitochondrial-like
Exons: 10
Coding region: 1-1479 (492 amino acids)
Biological process (GO): GABA catabolic process
Cellular component (GO): mitochondrion
Molecular function (GO): pyridoxal phosphate binding
Source: RefSeq, a predicted model, not a curated record